Molecule: messenger RNA, 1737 nt
Organism: Trypanosoma theileri
Lineage: Eukaryota; Euglenozoa; Kinetoplastea; Trypanosomatida; Trypanosomatidae
Exons: 1
Coding region: 1-1737 (578 amino acids)
Source: RefSeq, a predicted model, not a curated record
AUGAGUCGUUUACUUUUACGCAGUAUGCCGUUACUCUGUGUUAUUGUUUUGAUUCUAUCUACCUUUACACAUCUGCGUGCGGAGGCACGUGCUUCCACAGAAUCAGAAUUACGCUGCACCCCUACAGUAAUAGAACCUCAUCAAAAAUCGCAAUGUGUUAUUAAUGUACGGGAUAGUCAGCAAGAACCCACCAUGGCAUUUGAUGUCUCAGACUUCUCUGUAGCCCCAUACAGCUCUGUGGAAAAGGUUGACGUGGAGGUUAGUACACUGCAGCGCGGUGAUGAUGUGACAACGGUGGUAUUUGAAGUAUCUGCUUCUAAAGGAACUGUUAUUACAUUAAAUGUUUUGUAUACAUCAGGUUCAGAAAGUUCUCCUAUUCGAAAUAGUGGAUUGGUUUUAUCAGUGAUGUCAUGGCCAGCUGUACGUAUGGGUCCUAUUAAAUGUGAUGUACCUGCUGAAGGUUUGGCACUUCGUGAAACUACAACAUGCACAGCAACAUUGUUUGACUCGGAUAAUCAUUAUGCGGUUGUACAUGAAAGUGAUAUUACUUUUUUUGAAGAGAAAAAAAUGGGAUCUUUUCGUUUUAUUUCAGGUAAACGUGAACUUGUAUUUAAUUUUACAGCACCUACUUCACCUGGGGUAACGGGUUCAGCUUUUUCUCUUCAAGUGACUCUCAGGGAUGAUACAAGUAAUACCUAUUCAGCGAAGUUUCCUUUACUUUUUCCAAAGUUAUCCCCAGUUGCAAGUUCUUCUACAUUGACUUGUAAUAAUGAUAGUAUACCAAUUGCUUGUACAUUACGUGCCGCAGAUGCUAUAGGUCCUGUUUUGUUGAAUCAAGAUCAUUUUCAAAUACAGAUGGAAGUACUUCAAGAAGGAUUAAAUGGUAAUUCCUUGUGGAAGGAAAAUACAAAUAAAUUUGAUAUUAACUUUCAGCAUCUGGAGAAAACAGAUACUGCAGUUCUUUCAUGGAGACUCAAAAUUAAUAAUGCUAUAAAUUUACAACGUUUACAGGUGUAUACUGUGCCAAGUGCUGUAGGAAAUGUAGAAAAACGACGUGAAGGAGUACAGGGAUCACCAUUCAUUUUUGUUUCAGGUAUUAUGCCAAAUGCUGCCUACGUAUCUUUACGUGGAUGUCGAGUUUCUAUGAUAAAUGCUGGUAACCGAACAUUGUGUUACAUUGAUCUUCAUAAUGGUGUAACAGGUGAUGUUCGAUAUUUUAAUCUUGAUAGUACGCUUAAAGCAACUUUUGAGAAUAUAACAUAUAUACCAGUGGAUCCUGUUUUUCGUACCCCAGUGGUGAGUUUUGGAUACAUUGCUCCCCAAGUAGUUACUAGAUCGGAAGAUUUCAUUACGCUUAUGGUAGGUGGACAGAAUGCUAUGCGAUCUCCCUUCCGUAUGAACGUAUUCCCACCACGUACAGAUUCAGAAGAAACUGUUGAAUCCAUUGGAGCACAUAAUGCCGUAAUUAUUGGUUUUGGUCUUGCUUUUUUUGGAGUUAUCAUUGGUACUGGAUUUUUUGUUGCCCUUCAACGUAAUAUCCGAAUGCAUCGCAUUCGAAUUGAACGGGCACUACGCAAAGCCCAAAUGGUACAGCUGGAGGAUCAAGAGGGGCCUUCCAUGGGUGGACAGGUCUCCAUUGAUGUUCUGGAGCACAAAAACCAGGAGAAGGAUCAACAACAACAACAACAACAACAACAUUCACAGCAGCAAAUUUACCAUGAAUCUGAAAGUGACUAG